CGCCCCCACCUCCCACCCUCCCAAUGGACACCGACGCCUCCGCAAACGACGCCAUCCGCGCGCUCGAGGACCUCGUCUCCUCCCCGCCUAUCGCCGACCCCGCCCUCCUCCGCAUCCGCUCCUCCGCGCUCAUCGCGCGCUUGAAGAGCGUGCACCGCACCGCGAACGCGGUCUCGCAGGCGCGGCGCGCGCAGACGGCGGAGGCGCGGACGGAGAUGGAUGCGGCGCACUUGAGGCUGCAGAAUUUGCUGUAUGAGAAAAGGCAUCUGGAGCGGGAGAUUGAUAAGUGCAGGCAGUUUGCUUCAAUAUACCAGGAUAUCUCGCUCUACCCAAUCGACGAAUUCCGGCGAUUGGCGCCGCCAGAAGCACAUUCGGAUGACCCUCAUCAAUUGAUGCUCAACCGCCUCAGCUUCGAAUUGGUGGAGAGACAAAGACUGGAAAUGAGGCGCGCGGAGCUUGAGAAGCAGAAGGAAAAGCUUCUUGCUGAGAGCAAAGCAAAAGCAGACCGCAUGAAGGACGUUAAGCAGGAGAUCGAAGGGUUGUCGAAGGCCGCCCAUGCUGCACAGACGAAAGUUGCUGCGCAUGUGUCUUCCGUGGUGGUCGACUCCGACGUCGUGAUGGCCUCAUGACCGCGCGGUCCUCUCUGGGAAUAAACAUUGUAUGUAUAUGUAUAAUUGUCAGCAUCAGCACCCUUUGGAAAACCGCCUUUGGACCGUCAUCGUCGUCACCUGCGCUGGGAAUCU
Messenger RNA from Schizophyllum commune H4-8, 743 nucleotides. RefSeq lists its product as uncharacterized. Gene Ontology annotation, cellular component: THO complex part of transcription export complex. The transcript has 4 exons. Bases 24 to 629 code for a protein of 201 amino acids. Gene Ontology annotation, biological process: positive regulation of DNA-templated transcription, elongation; mRNA export from nucleus. Gene Ontology annotation, molecular function: mRNA binding. The record is from RefSeq and is a predicted model, not a curated record. Lineage: Eukaryota; Fungi; Basidiomycota; Agaricomycetes; Agaricales; Schizophyllaceae.